AACGAGAUCACGAUUCAUUAAAAUAUUCCACCUCAAAAGCAGGCAGAACUCACUUCUUCAACACCAGCAAAAUUCAUAACAGUCACGCCAUUAGAGACCCUCUUUUCAAGCAACGAAAGCUCUCUCUCUCUCUCUCUUUUCUUCCAUUUCCCCCCACAUAAAUUUCUCCUUUUGGCCGUGAAUUACGAGCAAGACCAGCAAAAGGGUGAAACGAGAAAUAAACCCAAUUUGGUACUCUGUUCGAAGGUAAAACAAUGGCGUACGUGGACCACGCGUUCUCUAUAUCGGACGAGGACAUAAUGAUGGAGACCUCGUACAUCAACAAUCGCCCACCGAUCAAGGAGAUCGCCCUCGCCGUCUCGCUCCUCGUUUUCGGCGCCCUAGGGAUCGUUCUCGGCGUCGCCAUGGCCGUCAAUAGAGUCGGCGGGGACCGAGCUCACGGGACAUUUUUCGCUAUACUUGGUGGGAUUCUUUUUCUUCCAGGAUUUUAUUAUACACGAAUUGCCUACUAUGCUUACAAGGGUUACAAAGGUUUCUCCUUUGAAAACAUACCUGCAGUUUAGACAUGUUUUCGAGACACGACUCCUUAUCAAUGUACAGAUGACUCUUUUCUCGUCUUACAAAUGUGUCUGUAAAUCACUGUGCAAAUCUACACGCACGAAUUUGUUUUGUUCUGUCGUCUGUAGGCUGAUGACAAGUUUGAAGUGUUGUGUGUUAUGAGUAUGUUAUAAAUGUUUGAUUAGUUAGUAACCAAUGAUAAUAAACAAUUGAUAGUUUGAUACUACAUUUGGGAUUUACAUGUUGCUAUUGCAUAGCAGAAAAAUCUUACAUCAUAUAUUAGAAUCAACAAGCAAAAUGACACUUGAAGCAAGACAAUUUAUUGAGGUUUGAUUGUUGGAGAUGGG
Molecule: messenger RNA, 905 nt
Organism: Striga asiatica
Lineage: Eukaryota; Viridiplantae; Streptophyta; Magnoliopsida; Lamiales; Orobanchaceae
Source: the annotation of a GenBank genome assembly